Messenger RNA from Dreissena polymorpha, 2641 nucleotides. RefSeq names its product 3-hydroxyacyl-CoA dehydrogenase type-2-like. The record is from RefSeq and is a predicted model, not a curated record. Gene Ontology annotation, biological process: estrogen metabolic process; androgen metabolic process; fatty acid metabolic process. NCBI's taxonomy places the organism in Eukaryota, Metazoa, Mollusca, Bivalvia, Myida, Dreissenidae. Gene Ontology annotation, molecular function: estradiol 17-beta-dehydrogenase [NAD(P)+] activity. Gene Ontology annotation, cellular component: mitochondrion. The transcript has 6 exons. Bases 82 to 879 code for a protein of 265 amino acids.
CGAGUUUCUCUAUUACUUGUGUAUAAUCAAAUACAAAUCAGUGGCAUGUAGCCCACGAUAUAGUUGUAGUUUGCCGUCACAAUGUCCAGAUUGGGAACCUUGAAGAAUACAGUUGCCUUGGUAACCGGCGGUGCAUCCGGACUAGGUCGUGCUACGGUAGAGAGGUUUGUACAGCAGGGGGCCCGUGUUGCCAUUCUCGACCUGCCCAGCUCAGCAGGAGAGGAAGUGGCUUCAAAACUGAAUAAGGAGCAUGCAGGCAGCUGUGCUUUCACUCCAGCUGAUGUAACAAGUGAGGCGGAUGUGAAGAAGGCGUUGGAUUGGGUACACCAGCAUUUCGGCUGCCUCCAUACGUUGGUCAACUGUGCGGGGAUAGGUGUGGCCAAGCGCACAGUCAACUUUGGGAAGAAAGAGUCGCAUUCCCUUGAACUUUUCAACAAAGUCUUGAUGACAAAUGUAGGUGGCACGUUCAAUGUCAUCACAAAGGCUGUUCCUCUUAUGAAUGAAAAUGAGGGAACGACAGAAGACCAGCACAGAGGCUGUAUCAUCAACACGUCAAGCAUCGCAGCAUUUGAGGGGCAAGUGGGUCAGGUAGCGUAUUCUGCCAGUAAAGGGGCUAUAGCAGCCAUGACACUUCCCCUCGCUAGAGACCUGUCCAUUCGUGGAAUAAGAUGUGUUACCAUAGCACCAGGAUUAUUCAAGACCCCUCUACUUGAGUCAUUACCUGAGAAAGUCCAGAAAGCGCUAGCGACCCUCGUUCCAUUUCCCACCCGACUUGGUGACCCCGCAGAGUUUGCUCACCUGUGUCAGUUCAUUGUGGAGAAUCCCAUGAUAAAUGGAGAGAUCAUCAGACUGGAUGGGGCAAUAAGGAUGAUGCCUUGAGUGAAUAGUGUACCCAUUGUUCAUAUAUAUGGGCUGUUCUCUGUGCAAAAGGGGGUUAAAUGCAUGUUCGUAGAGUGUCUUCCCAGAUUAGCCUGUAUAGUCCGCACAGGUUCAUCAGGGACGACACUUCCCACUUUAAUGGUAUUUUUCGUAUAAAGAAAGUCUCUUGUUAGCAACAAUCCACUGGACUGCACAGGCUAAUCUGGGAUGACAUUUUACGCACAUGUAGUAAACCACCUUUUCACAGAGCACGGCCCAUAUUCAUACAACUUUGCUCUGGGAAAACUGGGGUUAAUGCGUUUGGGUAAAGUAUCGUCCUAGAUAAGCCUGUGCAGUCUGCAUGCAUGACACCUCCGAUCUACACUGGAUUUUUGUUAAGAACAGUCUACCUUUAAACGAAAAAUACAAUAAAAACAGAAAAGGUUGUCCCCUAUAAGCCUGUGAUAACUGCACAGGCUAAUCUUGGACCACACUUGACGUACAUGGAUGUAACUCAUUUUCACAGAGGGAGGAUCAUAUACAUGUAGAUCUAAGGACUUUGCUUCAAAGUGGACUAGUUGGGUAUGAUAUUGUUGAAACACAUGAUUCUUAUGCGGCUAUGUGCAUUUGAUAGAACAGUGUGUUAAGUUGAAUUCUAAAGUUAACUGAAGAAUCAGAAAUCACAAAGCUGGUUUUGGAAGGCUAACCAAUGCUAGAUUAGUAGAGGUUCAUUUAUUCAAUAACAUUUUCUAGGUUCAUUUAUUCAAUAACAUUAUCAAUGGGUUGUUUUUGUAAAAUGUUAAAGAAUAUCAAUUUUAGAUAUUUUUUUUUGUUAAAUCAUACUUUCAUCGUGUUUUUUUCUAUAUUUGAAAUGUGGCUUCAUAGCAUUAAUUAUACAUGUUGGUCAUUUAACGAUGAUCUUGAAUAUGAUUUUUAUGCCCCCCUUCGAAGAAGAGGGGGUAUAUUGCUUUGCUCAUAUCGGUCGGUCGGUCGGUCGGUAGGUCAGUCGGUCCGUCCGUCCACCAGGUGGUUGUCAGACGAUAACUCAAGAACGCUUGGGCCUAGGAUCAUGAAACUUCAUAGGUACAUUGAUCAUGACUUGCAGAUGACCCCUAUUGAUUUUGAUGUCACUAGGUCAAAGGUCAAGGUCACGGUGACUCGAAAUAGUAAAAUGGUUUCCGGAUGAUAACUCAAGAACGCAUACGCCUAGGAUCAUGAAACUUCAUGGGUAGAUUGAUCAUGACUCGCAGAUGACCCCUAUUGAUUUUGAGGUUACUAGAUCAAAGGUCAAGGUCACGGUGACCCGAAAUAGUAAAAUGGUUUCCGGAUGAUAACUCAAGAACGCAUACACCUAGGAUCAUGAAACUUCAUGGGUAGAUUAAUCAUGACUCGCAGAUGAUUCCUAUUGAUUUUGAGGUCACAAGGUCAAAGGUCAAGGUCACGGUUACCCGAAAUAGUAAAAUGAUUUUCGGAUGAUAACUCAAGAACGCUUUUGCCUAGGAUCAUGACACUUCAUAGGUACAUUGAUCGUGACUCGCAGAUGACCCCUAUUGAUUUUCAGGUCACUAGGUCAAAGGUCAAGGUCACAGUGACAAAAGUCCUAUUCACACAAUGGCUGCCAGUACAACGGACAGCCCAUAUGGGGGGCAUGCAUGUUUUACAAACUGCCCUUGUUAACAAAUUAUGAUGAUCUUGAAUAUGAUUUUUAACAAACAUUAUGUUGUUGUUUUUAUGCUAUUGAUAUAUUGAGUAUUAUGAAAUAAUUAACAAGAACAACACCAUG